AACAGUCUAAUAUGAUCGGUGGCGCAGCGAGUCGCCAUCUGGCGACGCGGCGGCGAAACUCCACAACUGCGCUGAGUCUGGCUGCAGCAAGGAGCCUUGCAGCUGGAGGCAGCGGCAGCAGCAGCAACAGCGCCACAGACUCCCCACUGCGGCCUCUGGCGGCACUCAGUAAGGGCGGCACUGCCACUUCUCGUGGGGCCGACGGUCUUGGCAGCAGCGGCACUUUGGCUGUCAACAAACCCUCGGGCUCCGGUUCUCCGAGGACAAGCAGCCCAAGAAGGCGCCCAAGAAGCUCGAGCCUGACGACCAUCAGCAUUCGCAUGGCGGGCAUAGCGUCAUCUAUCUCUCCGCCUGCUGGACGUCGGGAGCUGGAGUCUCCCGACACGCCGUCAGUGACGUCCCCUGCUGCAGCGUCGCCAAGCAAAACCUCGCCUUCCGUACCAUCAGUUGCUGCACCGACUCCGACGACCACAGGAACUUGCAGCACUUCCGCAAGUGCUCCAAUACCCGCUACAUUUUGCCCAACGGUUCCUUGUCCAGUUCCUUCAUAUGCGGGAAAUGCGAGUGGCGGUGGCAGCACUGGCGGCGGCGUCGGCGGUGGCGCCCCCGUGCCAGCGUCGCCACGGCGGAUGCCGCUCAUUGAUCGCAGGAUGUCAUCCAAGGACUCUUCUGCGGCUCUCGGUCUGCCCAACAUAGACGAAGACGAGGAACUCAAGAUCGAUUUCCAGCUCGUGUCUCGCGUAGGCAAACAGUGA
Molecule: messenger RNA, 755 nt
Organism: Notodromas monacha
Lineage: Eukaryota; Metazoa; Arthropoda; Ostracoda; Podocopida; Cyprididae
Source: the annotation of a GenBank genome assembly